AUGAGGGUCAUGACGAUGGAGGAGGCCAUGGUUGGCCUCCCGGUGCCCGGCGAGGGCCGCGUCAAGUACUUGGUGGACACGUUCAAGCGGCUCCUCUCGCUGGGUGGCGGCGGAGGCGGAGGUGGCCUCACAAUGCGGAACAGAGACGCGGUGAGGAGGAGGAGGAAGGACGAGGCAACUGCGACAGCGACGGUGUCGUUGCCUUGCCGUUCCAAUUCGUAA
Messenger RNA from Miscanthus lutarioriparius, 222 nucleotides. Lineage: Eukaryota; Viridiplantae; Streptophyta; Magnoliopsida; Poales; Poaceae. The record is from the annotation of a GenBank genome assembly.